Molecule: messenger RNA, 1053 nt
Organism: Sordaria macrospora k-hell
Lineage: Eukaryota; Fungi; Ascomycota; Sordariomycetes; Sordariales; Sordariaceae
Biological process (GO): regulation of DNA-templated transcription
Cellular component (GO): RNA polymerase II transcription regulator complex
Molecular function (GO): transcription cis-regulatory region binding; DNA-binding transcription activator activity, RNA polymerase II-specific
Source: RefSeq, a predicted model, not a curated record
AUGCUCGAUUCGCAACCGCGCUGCCAGCCGAGGGCUCGCGAAUCACCGGUUGAGCCUCUUCUGGCGAAUAAUCACGCCGACCAAGCCGCCUACCAAAUCGCCGCAGCUUACCAAACUCACCCGCCUUCACCUUCUGGCGGGCAAGGGGAUAGUCGGACCUCGCCCAUAGCAGCAGCACCACCAGCUCUGCCCCAUGGAUACAACAACCAUCCCGCAGCCGGCCCACACGAAGCACAUUUGCACCCUGAACUACGAACUCACGAGACAGGCCCCACAAACGGAUACCAACCAGUGCCCGGAAUGAUGCCUGUUGGCGUCCCUCCCCAACAGGAGCAGCAGGGAGCUAUGCCAGGUCCUACUACGCCUGUUGGUGUUCCCCAAAUGGGAAUGACGAGCCCGGGCGACAGCGCUGGUGAUGGUAGGAAGUCUAAACGGGAACUAUCACAGUCGAAGCGCGCUGCCCAAAACCGCGCCGCACAGAGAGCAUUCCGUCAACGGAAAGAAGGUUACAUCAAGAAGUUGGAGCAGCAAGUCAGAGAGUAUAGCGAGAUGGAGAUGGGCUUCAAGGCCCUACAGAACGAAAACUACGCGUUGAGGGACUACAUUCUUCACCUGCAAAAUCGACUUAUCGACGUCCAAGGCGAUUACCCACAACCUCCUCCAAACAUCAACCUAGCGACCCCCCAUACGCAGCAACUUCAGCAACAACAACCCCCACCACCGCCCCCCGUGCCUCAGGGCAUUCCUCCUGAUCAGGUACAAGCUGCGCAGCAGGUUCCCCCCGUUACCAGCGCUCCGCCGGAUUCCCUGGAGGAGGCCGCUCAAGCCGUAGCCGGCCUAAGCCGAAGCGACCAUCACAUGGGCGGAACUCCCCGGGAUCCCUAUGGUACGGCCGCCUCGGCAGCGGCGGCGGCGGCGGCGGCUGCUGCUGCGGCGGCGUCCCGCACAGAUGAGGAUGCGAGGACGGCGGAGGUGAUUCAGAGGCAAUUGCAGGCAGAUAGUAACAACACAGGCAUGCCGGAUGGUCUACCGCUUCAGCAAGCAGCUUUGUAG